AUGGAAGGAAUGAAAGGCAAUGAAGUGGGUGAUGGAAUGGAAAUGCAAUGCAUGAAUCAUCCUCACAGAAACAACCCUCAAGGAAUCUGUGCCUUUUGUCUCAAAGACAAGCUUCGAAACCUUCUCUCCUCUUCUCUCCCUUUCCCCACUCUCUCUCCUUCUUCUUCCCCUUCUCCUUCUUCCAUUGCACCACCACCUCUUCUCACUACCACUUCCCUCUCUGUUAGCAAUCAUAAUCACUACUGCACGCCCUCACUCUUGCCAAACAAGAAGAACAACAAACCCUCUUCUUCUUCUUCAGCUGACACUAUUUUCAAACGUAGCAAGUCCAUUGCCACACCAAAGAACCACUUUAUGGGCAAUGAGGAUUUUAGUCCCAGAAAAACAAACCGCUUUUGGUCCUUUCUCUACCUUUCUUAUUCAGCAAAACCCUUUUCCUCUUCUUGCAGAAAGAAAAUGAAAGCUAACCCGAGGAUCUCAACUGGGAAACCAAGGGUCAAUAGUUUGGGCUCUUCUAUUGGGAAAAAGUGUGAUAUGGCUGAGGAAGAGUAUGAUAGUGAUGGUUCUUCCUUGGAACGCAAGGUUUCGAGAUCUAGAUCUGUUGGGUGUGGUAGCAGGAGCUUCUCUGCUGAUUUUUUCGAGAGAAUCUCUUCUGGGCUUGGAGAUUGCACUCUCAGGAGAGUAGAGUCUCAACGUCAACCGAACGAGCCCAAGGUAGAUUUGAACCAUGGCAUGAAAGAGAGAUUGAGGUGUGGUGGCAUUUUUGGUGGCUUCAUGAUCACUUCUUCUUCUCCAUCUUUUUCAUCUGUUGAUGAUGGUAAUGGGGAAUCAACGGGUAUGGAACUUUCCCAUUGGAAGAGUAGGAAUUGGGGUUGGGCAUUUUCUAGUCCUAUGAGAGUUUUGAGCAGCAUAACCUCUUCUAAGGACAAUAAAAAGGGUACGAACGUUAUUAGAAAUGCUUAUGAUAAGAUCGCCACGCCAAACUUAUCAGCUAUUCCUUCCUUGCUCACAGUUAAAGGCUGA
Abrus precatorius (Indian licorice) is the source of this 1023-nucleotide messenger RNA. RefSeq lists its product as uncharacterized. NCBI's taxonomy places the organism in Eukaryota, Viridiplantae, Streptophyta, Magnoliopsida, Fabales, Fabaceae. The transcript has a single exon. Bases 1 to 1023 code for a protein of 340 amino acids. The record is from RefSeq and is a predicted model, not a curated record.